CUGACUUCAGAACAACCCUGUUCAUAUUUUUAUUAAGUUGCUUCAAAACGAGUUAGUGAUAUGAUUAGAAGUCAAUAACUUACAUUUAUUUUAACAGUUCAUCAGAAUAACUCAGGUUCAAUGUAUUCCUCAAAGAUUGUUAAAAUCAAAUUGAAACCCUCUGUUUAUAGACAGGUUUCAUUCCAAGCAGGAAAUGAAUAUACCAAAGUUCCUAAAUAUCCCGAAAUCUUGGAUAUAUCAGAAAAAGCGAAUGCUAAUAGAGAGAAAUUAGCCAAGCAUAAAAGAAUAGAAGCUUUGAACACUGUUGAGGAAAAGCUUUUUGCCCUGAAUAUGGAUAAAUAUUAUGGUUGGAAAUCAUUAAUUUUAAAAGAGGGUGAAUAUCCUUACAAUUUUUUACCUCUUGUGAAACACAUUACAAGAACUCAUGUAAAAGAAGUUGAUAGUGUGGGAUUUCACAAGGCUCAACGACUGAAUUUAGAGGAAUCCCAAGAACUUCUCGACAGAGUAAGACCUCAUUUACAAGAUGCACUUUUAUUUGAGCUUAAAGGAAGAAGAAAUGAUCCAGAGGUUGAAAGAAUGAAUUCAAAGAAUUUCAAAAGUGAAAAAUGUAUCUCACUGGUACAUAAGAUCAAUAAUGUCCUCCUAACAUAUUUCUCAAAUCAUUUUCCUCACUUAAUGGAGUCAAUGGUGGAUUACGAACCACGGCAAGAAGCAUUUUGGUGUGUUGGAGGUUUUCAUCCCAAUGAUGAAGAAUACAAUAAAAGGAAAGAAAAUAAAAAACUGUCUGAAAAAGAUAUAAAUGAAAAAGUCGAACACUGGAUUCAGUAUUUAGGAAAUCCAGUUAUUCAAGUUCGGCAUACUUUUCCAUUGGAUACCCUUGAUACUAAUGCCAUCAGCAGCGAACAAGAAGAGGUGUCUUUGAAUGCAGCAUUUUCAGAGUGCUAUGACCCAACUCUUACUUAUGGGCUUGAGUUAGGUCGGAGACACGGAACUAAUAUACCAGGUUUUUGGCCUGGUGACAAGAAUGAAUUUGGGCUGAUGUCAUACCAUGCUACAGAACACCUUGCACAAAGGCCAUCUCAUUUCGGUGAACAUGAUCAACAGAAUACUCUGCAUUCUCAAGCUAUCUUAGCAUCCUUCAGUUGGUUACUUUCACAGGCGUCUUAUCAAGGGUUUUCAACUUUCAGCGAGUUGACAUAUCCAUUGGUGAAUCAGUGUAUACUAACUGAUGGAAGAGUUUUUGCUUUCUACCUAUAUCAGCUGAAUACGACACUACUCCAUUCUUUGUUCAUUGAAUCCAAUCCUAGGUCAAAUGUUUGUUUUGCCCUUAAACCUGCUCCUCUGUAUCAGGAGAUCAAAGGCAGCGAAUUCAUUGGAUGGAAUGAUGACACACUGAGAGCGCUGAUAUCUAUGUAUUUGUGCAGACCAGUGGAAAGAAAAGGCGUUGAAAUGAAGCCUUAUUUAGGAAAAGAAGAACAGAUUUUGGCUCAUAUACAAGAUGAAGAUAGGAGAGAUUGGUUACAUGCACAGUUUAGGCAUAUGUAUUCGAAUAGGCCAAGACACAAGUUGGGUUAUGAAAUUUAUGACUGGGAAAGAAUUUAUAAAAUCAAGUUCCAAACUCGGCCAUUGGAGGCGAGGAUACGACCCUUUGAAAGAGAUGAAGAUCCUCUCGAAGAAAGGAAAUAUUACGAACAUAUGAGAAAAUAUAUACCAAAAAGUCAGCGGCCAAAGAAGAAACACUGGACCGGCUGGAGAGCGAAGUUUGCUAAAACAUAUUAUCCUGAAAUAUAAAUAUGUUAUAGAAACGUAAAAAGAAAAAAAAAAAUGUAAUAUUUAUUAAUGUGUAAAUACUCUAAAAAUAAGAUAUUUUAGCCAGAUUGUAAUACUUUUAUAUUAAAAGUUUAUGAAAAUAAAAUGUUACCACAAUGUUGCUACAAGAAAAUUUUCUUCCAUUUCAAGUCUGUAUUAUUUAUGUUAUUGAAGCAAGUCAGUUGACUGUUCUGCAUAUCAUGGGUGAUAAAAUAGCCAGGAUACAGUAGGAACACCUUCACUGCUGGUAAUAUGUCCUGAUGACCCAAAAGUUUGGAUUGAAACAUCAACAAUAACAAAAAAAAUCUUAUAAUGACUGCGUCCUGACUAUUUAUCACCCAUAUUACUUAUAUUUUGUUAAAAAUAUAAUUAUAGUAUUACAUUUAUCCAUCAUGUAUUCUUAAAGAAUAUUCUAAUCUCUUCUAUCAACACUUACGUGUUUUUCUUUAUGUAAGAUAACCAAAAUGCUAUUAUUGUUUAUGCUAUACAUGUACUGCAAGAAGACCAUAGGGACUGUUGUCUGUUCACUUCAUUGUAAAAAAAAAAAUUACCUUUGUGGUAUAAUACUUUCUGGAAAAAUUUAAAAUGUUCUGAUUUCUACUUAAAAGAAGUUUUUUU
Molecule: messenger RNA, 2427 nt
Organism: Nezara viridula (southern green stink bug)
Lineage: Eukaryota; Metazoa; Arthropoda; Insecta; Hemiptera; Pentatomidae
Source: the annotation of a GenBank genome assembly